AUGAUCAUUAUAACCAUCGCUACCUUCUUCGUCUUCAAUAAAUUUCAAUCCUUUACAAAUGGAACCAUCCCCAGAAUUAUUUCCACACUGGUGGUGCUUCUUGUACUAACACGAGGUGUGAACUCUUUCGGGAGCGGCGCCCCUGAGAGUGUCUGCGAGAGCCUGAUGCCGUCCCACGGGGUGCCCCCUCAGCAGAGUCCAUCGCCGUACCAAGUGACCACGUCAAACACAUUUGUGACCAAGGGUGGCCAGACCUCUGUGACACUAUCCGGCAGCUUGCCUUUCAUUGGAUUCUUCAUAAGAGUUAUUCAGAAUGACAAAUACAUUGGCGGAACAUUCCAGCAAAAUGACUUGGGUAAAUUGAGAUGCAGUAAUCAAGGAAUGACACAUUCGAGUUCCGAUCCAAAGUUUAAGCUGGUUGCCGUCUGGACAGCCCCAGCUGACAUUCAGUCAUCACCGAUGCAGUUUGAAGUAACGGUCGUCCAGCAGAAACAGGUAUUCUGGACAAAAGUCAAAUCGGCUGACAUCACUAUCUCACUGUUGACAUCAAAUGACACCUCCAUGAAGACUGAGACCACAACUUCCUCUUCCUUCACAUUAUCCAACCCAAACUCCCAGGAUCCGAACUCAGCUUUCUCAACUAUCAGCAUUGACCCAGACUGUGGGAAAUCCAAGGGCUGCUACCACAACUGUAAGGCCGGAGACCCUUGUAGCUACUUCUUUUCCUGGACUUACGAGAUAGACCAGGUGCACUUUGAGUUCCUCUACCAUUCGUCUUCCAGUGCUGACCAGUGGAUCGCCUUGGGUCUCUCCCGUGAUACAAUCAUGGGGGAUGACAGUGUUCUGGAGUGUGUUGCCGAAGAUGGACAAGUCCAUGUGAGAACAUCCUACAACAACGGACAAGCCAAUGAGUAUCCUGGUGAUAAGUCGGCAGCUAUCUCAGAUGCUAAAGGUUCAGUCAUUGAUGGCGUCCUAGCCUGCAGUUUCAUUAGAAAGAGUUCCUAUCCAGAAGAGAAACGCGUGUUUGAUUUAAGUCUUCCAUAUUACCUGAUGGUCGCCACAGGCACGGCAGUUUCAGGUAAUAAAUUACCUCACUCGUAUGAAAAGCUACCUGAAGUGUCAGCGGAGAAGGUCAGCCUACAACAAGUUGCCAGCAUUUCUGGUUCACGUAAUCCAUUCUAUCCGUUGGUGAAGGCGCAUGGCACUAUAAUGACCCUAGCCUGGAUGUUCUUCGCCAGUUGUGGGCUGGUCAUUGCAAAACAUGGCAGAAGCAUGUUCAACAACUGCAAACCAUUCGGCAUCCAUGUUUGGUUUCACAUACAUCGCUUUUGUAUGGUGAUAACAGCAUUACUUACGAUACUUGGAUGUGUCAUUAUCGUAAUCGAAUCCAAAGGGUACAGUGUGAUCCCGGAAACACCAGGGAAGGCCUACAGAGUUCUCCAUCCACCGCUGGGCUUGAUUCUGGUUAUUGUCACGUUGGUUAAUCCACUGAUAGCCUUGUUCAGACCUGACCCCAAGUCUCCAUCAAGACCCGUGUUCAGAUGGUCCCACUGGGGAAUCGGUAUAUUUGCCUGGGCCACGUCAUUUGUACUGAUAGUUAUCGGUCUGGACCUAAACAAAUCCCAAGGGGAGGUUGAAGCCAUUUAUGUCGUCUUUGGUUUCAUCGCUUACCAGCUAGCUAUCGACAUUGUCAUUAGAGUCACUGAAUCCUUCUGUGGCUGUUUUAAAUCCGGGUGUUGUGAAAGCAAACACAGAUACAAUAUCAACAUGGCCGAAUUAUCUAGUAACGGACUCAGCAGGGAGACUACUGGCGAUGCACCUGAUGAUGAUGAUGAUACACUAUUCGUCUUCGUAUUCGGCCGAAUAGUUAUUUUCACUAUUCGGUACAGCUCUAAUUUAUAUAAUAUAAUUUCUUUCUUCUACAGAAAAAUAUCACAAUCAGCAUCAUCUUGGUAUUGCACAUGGUGCUGUCUGCGUGUUUCUCCAUCGGUGUCUUGUACUUCUUCCUGCGUCACCCCGUCGGGUCACUUCCGUCUGUACCUGGACAAGAUGGCGGCAAACACUAGAGCGUCCCUCGAUCUUCAAAGAUAA
Molecule: messenger RNA, 2091 nt
Organism: Candidula unifasciata
Lineage: Eukaryota; Metazoa; Mollusca; Gastropoda; Stylommatophora; Geomitridae
Source: the annotation of a GenBank genome assembly